GUAGACGGUGAUUUGUACGUUGCGUUAUAUUUGGGCAUGGAAAGCGUAGAUGAGUUUCACCAGCUGAACCUCGACCAGAGAAUCUUGAAGGCUAUUUCUGAUUUGAACUGGAUAAAACCUACUGAUAUACAGCAGGUCGUUAUACCGCUGGUUUUCGCCAAAAAGUGUUUGAUAGUUCACGCGAAAACAGGAUCUGGAAAGACUGCUGCAUUUGCGAUUCCGAUUCUAAAUGACCUUUUGCAGGAGAAACAGUUUGCUUUGUGCCAAUCCACUUCAGUCGUUGUUCUUGCUCCAACAAAAGAGUUAUGUUCGCAAGUUGCCAGUAAUAUCAAAUGCCUUUGUAAAUAUGCUGCGAAAAGUAUUUCAUCGGUUGACAUAUCGACUGGUCAUGACAUUGAUCAAAUAAAGUAAAUCAAUUCAUAGACAUGUGUUCGUAUAGGCCUCUCAUAUUAGAGAACCCUGAUAUAAUUAUCGGAACACCGUCUAGACUAAUGAAAGUCUUACGUUCAGGCAUCCUAUCACUGAAGGACCUACGGUGCAUCGUCGUAGACGAGGCUGACCUUAUAUUUACAUUUGGUUAUGAAGCUGAGAUACGUGAUCUGAGAUCUUAUCUUCCUCCGAAGGUUCAAGCCAUUUUGAUGUCUGCUACUCUGGAUGACACAUCUAAAGUCAUAAGACGGUAUUUGGUGAAAAAUGCUGACUGGGUUCGUGUAGAGUUACCCGAUGAAGCUUUUUUACCAGGAGACAGCCAACUAACACAAUAUAUUAUCAGUGCUGAAGACGAGGACAAAUAUGCCAUUUUAAUUGCUUUAUUCAAAUUGAGGAUAGUUCGUGGAAAAACACUGAUUUUCACCAACUCUGUUGACCGAUGUUACAAGCUUCGUUUAUUUUUGGAAGAGUUUGGAAUUAGAGCAGCACUGUUAAAUUCAGAGCUACCAGUCAAGUCACGUUCUCAUGUUAUCGAUCAGUUUAACAGAGGGCUAUACGACUAUUUAUUAGCGACAGAUGAGUCGCAAGCAGAUUAUAGUACUUCAAAUAAUGAAGGUGGUAAAAAGUCAUUAAAAAAAUCACGGUGUCGUGAUGUUGAAUAUGGUGUAUCUAGAGGGAUCGAUUUUCAAUUGGUCAGUAAUGUAAUCAAUUUCGACUUUCCACCAACACCUAUCCUUUAUGUACAUCGCGUCGGACGGACAGCUCGAGCUGAUCAAAUGGGAACUGCUCUUUCAUUUGUCAGUAAAUUGGAAGAAAGUCGUUUAGCUGAUGUUGAAGCGUUACUAAAUCCGGCUGGUGCAGCUGCUGCAGUAAAAUCAGGUGUAGCCAGCGAGAAAAAAGAUUUUGCUUCGUCUAUCUUCAGACCUUAUCAGUUUCGUCUUUCUGAAGUAGAUGGUUUCAGAUACAGAGCAGCUGAUGUGAUGCGCCAUAUAACUCGUAAAGUUGUAAGAGAAGCACGUUUGAAAGAAAUCAAACUUGAACUACUAAAUUCUGAACGUUUGAAAGGUUACUUUCAAGAUCAUAUACCCGAUUUAGAGGCGCUUCGUCAUGACAAACCACUCAAACAUGUUGCUCAACCACAUCUCAAAGAUGUACCAGAUUAUCUAGUUCCUCAAUCCUUAAAAGCUCUUAUGCCAGGCAGCUGUCAUAGUCGAAAAGCUACGCAAAGAUGGAAAAGAAGAAAUUUACACACUGAUGAUAAAUCUAACACUUCAUUUGUUGAUCUUAAAAAGCGUUUACAAAUUAAACAUAAACAAGCUAAAAAACGUAAAUCUCAAAACCCAUUAUUUUCAUUUGGACGAAAAAAAUCUAAAGUUGGCUAACGCAUUUAAUGACUUUUCAAUAAUUAUUCAAUGAAUAGGAAAAAAAAACACAGAAAAGAAGCCGCUAUUUGUAUUGUGAAUCAAUUGUUUCAUUAUUCUAAAGAAUCAAAUUAUUUGACAUUACUGUGUAAUUGUUAUUACUUUUACUAGUAUGUAUGAUUGUAAAUAAUUAUUGAUGCAUAAUCA
Schistosoma bovis is the source of this 1997-nucleotide messenger RNA. The record is from the annotation of a GenBank genome assembly. NCBI's taxonomy places the organism in Eukaryota, Metazoa, Platyhelminthes, Trematoda, Strigeidida, Schistosomatidae.